CCUCGCGGCGGCGGUUUGCUCGGCCCCGGUUCCCUCCUCUUCUCUUCUCGCCGCCGCCGCUUCGCCUCGCUCCUCUCCGGGAGGCUCCGAGGACGGCUUGUGAUGCACAACCUGGAGACAUCAGAUCUCAAAUUGCUGCUGGAGGUGAUUAAUACGGGCGCAGUCUUCUAGGGGACAGGAGGCGGCUUUCUGUUAAAGGUGUAGUACCUGACCCAGGCGCUGGUGCCGAGUUGUACCGAGGCCAACGCAACCCAACCGCUGGGAACACCUUGAGGAUCCCCUGGAGCAUCGCAUUCGCCCAUUCAGAGCGUGGACAGGAGUUUGGCAUUGUGAUUUUACAGAUCGCCGCCGGUAGCGGAGCACAAAGGGGACGGCGAGACUCCCGCAUCCCUCAGCGAGAAGAAAGGAGUCAGCGGAGCAGACUAACACGGACUUGUGUCGGGUGGCCUUGCCCUACAAAGGCUGCCUUUAAAAGAGAAACGCAGUGUUAUUUAAUGAGCUGUGAGAUGAGGCGCUGCUGCUAACGCUCAGAUCCCGGGAUUCAUCGGCUCUUCAUUGUGCUUAAUGUACAUGUUUCUGCACCGUGCAUUUAGGAGAUCCCAGAGAAGAAUCCAAAACGGCUGCGGGGGAAAGACCACCAAACAUGCCUACAGAAACACUACCGACAGGUAGCAUGGUGAAGCCAGUCAGCCCUGCCGUGACUUUCACGUCCGCCGUUCCUCUCCGCAUCCUGAACAAAGGACCCGACUAUUUUCGCAGGCAGGCGGAGCCUAAUCCAAAAAGACUGAGCGCGGUGGAGAGGCUAGAAGCCGACAAGGCGAAAUACGUCAAGAGCCAGGAGGUCAUCAACGCCAAGCAGGAGCCCGUGAAGCCGGCGGUGCUGGCGAAGCCGCCGGUCUGCCCCGCAGCCAAGCGAGCGCUGGGGAGCCCCACCUUGAAAGUCUUCAGCAACAACGCCAAGACCGAGAGCGGCGUCCAGAGAGAAAAUCUGAAACUCGAGAUUUUGAAGAACAUCAUCAACAGCUCCGAAGGCUCCAGCUCGGGUUCAGGGCAUAAGCACGGGCCCCGAAACUGGCCGCCCCACCGAGCCGACUCGACGGAGCUGAACCGACACUCGUUUGCUGAAUCUUUGAAGGUUUACCCCACGCAGGGCCGUAGCAGCCCGCAGGAGAGCAGCUCCAAUGUCAGCAGAAGGCUCCUAGAUCAAUCGGCAGAGACUUUCUUGCAUGUCUCUCACAGCUCCUCAGACAUUAGGAAAGUAAAUAGCGCAAAGCCCUUAAAAGCAAUACCCUGCAGUAGUUCAGCCCCACCGCUGCCUCCAAAGCCCAAAAUCGCUGCCAUCGCCACCCUGAAGUCCCCAGAGAUUGAGGCAGUUGAGUCUGGAUGCGGAGUUAGUCGAAGACCCUCCCUACAGCGAUCAAAAUCAGACUUAAGCGACAGAUACUUUCGUGUCGACGCAGAUGUUGAACGAUUCUUUAACUACUGUGGACUGGAUCCUGAAGAGCUUGAAAACCUCGGGAUGGAAAACUUUGCAAGGGCUAACUCUGAUAUCAUAUCCCUCAACUUUCGCAGUGCAAGUAUGAUUAGCUCAGACUGUGAACAGUCUCAGGACAGCAACAGUGACCUUAGAAAUGAUGACAGUGCCAAUGACCGUGUGCCAUAUGGCAUUUCUGCCAUUGAAAGGAAUGCCAGAAUCAUCAAGUGGUUAUAUAGCAUCAAGCAAGCUAGAGAGUCACAGAAAGUGUCCCACGUGUGAGAGAAAAAUCCACCGUAGAAAAAGCAAGGACUGUAUCUUUGUCUGUGAAUAUUCAGUUGUGAAGGGUUGUGAAGUCUACUUGAAGUCUUGUACACUUCUCAAAUCUCUUUGUGUUGCUUGUUGUGCAAUGUUUCCAAGUUGCAUGCCUGUCAACAUGUGAGCUGACCUGGCUUCCACUUGAACAAUAACUAACUACAAAGCCUGGCUGAGCAUACACAUUGUCUGCCAAAAGUUUAAGACGAGAAUCUGAUUAGGGCUUCAGUAUAAUCCAAGUGUUUACAUGGAAAGGUUAUAUGACUUCUUUGGUAUUUAUGUGGUUCCUUGUGGAUUUUAUAUAUGUCCCUUUUUGUCUUCAUACAGAUAUUGUCAACUGAUGUUACUAGUUUCUGAGUUGAAACAGAAUCCCUGUGGGGGGGAAAGAAAAGCAAAAUUGGCCAAAAUAAGAGGUUUAGGCAUAUGACUAUAUGCAAAGCAGCCUUAUUUCUCGUAGAAAGUGCAUUAUUGGCAUGUGUAAAGCAAUUUCUAAAAGGCAAAGAAUGCUACAUUCUUAAAUUAUGUAUCAUUGUUAAACGCUGUAUCCCUACUUGUAGUAAGGGACUGUUCAGUAAAGGUUUCUUUUUUCUACGUAAGUUCCCUCAGUUUUACAGCAGAAGUAGUCUAGUGAAUCUGCUUGACCUCUCAUAAACUGAAUGAGUCUUGCAUUUGGGUUGGUGUAAGCAUUUUAAUGAUUUUGUAUUAUCCCUGUUGGAAAAGCUUAAAGAAGGUUGGAGUCAACAAAUGAAAAUGACGUAGGUGCGGGAUUUUGUGGGUUUGCUUUUUACUCAAAGAUUCCUGGUCUUAAACUUUUGACAGGAAUGAUUAGAUCCUAUAGCUGAUAUUGAAUGUCUUUAUUAGUCAAACACAUCAUGACUACAAACUCCAUGCUGUCUUUUAAGUUUUUGUAGACCUAUUUGAACAGUUAACGAACAAAAAUGGAAACACACAGCCAUAUCAAUAUAACACCUCCUACUCAGAAGUAAAUACACUCAGUAGCUAAACUAUAUCUGAAAAAUUGUGAUUAUGUUGUCUUGCAUAUGUUAUAUCUAAGGCUGUGAAAGUUUGUUACAGCUCUAGGAAAGUGUAGGAACAUGACAGUAUGUAGCUUUUCUUUCUUUUUUUUAUUUUUUUUUUCCUUUCCCUCCUUAUGAUGGUUAGUGCUGCAGGUCAACCUGUUACAAAUCUUUUGACAAUCUGUGUCUUCCCAGUGGUUUUAUUAACUGUCAUUUCAACUGACAGUGGUGGCAUGGUAGCAGAGAAGUUGAAAGUACAGUGGUCUGCUUCAUUAUUAUUGUAUACAUGCUUUGAAGUAAAUUGCAGCACUACCUUAUACUUCAUCAGCUAAUAGGAAACUUUUUUAUUGUGUAAAUGCUGUAAGACUUUGUAUAUACUUCAGUUGUUACGAAAUCUUUAAAAGGAAGAGUGUUAUGCUAAUAAAUAGCUCCUGGUGCAGGUAUGGUAGGUUUUUUGUUCUUUUUUACCCCCCUCAUUCUUAAAACUAUAUCAGGAACUCGAUCGCAGUGUGUUUUAGUGCUGUAGAAGGUCUUGGUUAAAUAAUAGUUCCAGUAAAAGGUUUCUUUUACUAAAGUGCUUUUCAGAAUAUAAUUUUUUAUAAAGUAACUAUAGCAGCAUGAUCUGUCUGAAGAACUAGAAGAGAUUUUCAAGACUCCUAAAAUAGCUUGCUUCUUCCUUACCUAGCAAUGUUACUGUUCCCAUUUAUAUCAUCUGUUCAUAAUGAAUCACCACAGUCUUCUGAAUUAUUCUUCAGUAGUGCUUAUUUAUAUAUUUGAAUAUUAAAGAUGUUUUAAAAAGUUGGGUUCCAUCUUUUCUCUAAGAAGCCAGUAGCCCAGCUUGUUACCGAUAGCCACAGUUAUUGCAGGUGAGACCAGAUGCAGAGCCACACAGUCAUUUGUCGCCUAUAGAAUUAUCCUACAUCGAGUUUUAUAUAAUGGUUUUCCAAAUGAUUGUUCAUGGGGGGAAAAAUGCACACGUACCAUUUCAGGAGGCUACUUUGUGGUUUUUACAGUUGGCUUCACAACCUAAGACUUACAACAUUCCUAGUUCGGUCAAAAAAAAUGAGGAGCUAUGUAUUUCAGCUACAGGCACAUUUGUGACAUUUUAAGCUCCAUGGGUUUCAUUUGGCAUUGACAUCACACUGUUUUUUCAAGCAUAUUUUUCCAAUAGUAAGUUCUACUCAGUUCAGUGACUAUUUUGCCAAGGAAAAUAAUGCUUAAGGGAUUAAAGCCAAGUGUAAUGCAGCUGUACAGCAAUGAAAUAAAGGAGUUAAAACUGAAAUAAAAAUGCA
Molecule: messenger RNA, 4097 nt
Organism: Tyto alba (common barn owl)
Lineage: Eukaryota; Metazoa; Chordata; Aves; Strigiformes; Tytonidae
Gene: FAM110B
Product: family with sequence similarity 110 member B
Exons: 5
Coding region: 644-1756 (370 amino acids)
Source: RefSeq, a predicted model, not a curated record